GGACCAGAGAUUCUGUCAAAGGGGCAGAAGGCCAUGAGACUACAGCUUUGAAACAGGGGCUAACGUUGUCCAUGUUCCCCGAUCACGAAGAGAACGAUGAUCUUCGAUGCCAUUCCUACGCGUGCGGCGAUAUUUCAUAUUACGUCCGCACGCGGCUUGGCUUUCACGUUCACGACCACCUUGCUUUCUUUCCAUCUCUUUCGUCUCGAGCGAUGGGCAAUGCAUAUAUAUUCACGUUACAGCCUACGUUCACCCAAGGACUACUUCUCGGACAACUCUCCAUCCUAUUUCUCUUAGUACUUAUACUCAAGUACUUGUUUUUUGACACCGACCUGAAUCAACCGUACAAACCGGUUUCGUAUCAACCACGAAUAGCAACGACUGAACGAGAUAGCAACGAUGAAAUAGACCGUACAAUCCCCAUAAAACUCAGCCCAGAUGACAUGGAGGGUCUUUCUGCGGGAUCGGGCACUGUAGAAUGGCUGAAUAUCGUAUUGCAACAGAUACUCAGUACAUACAGAAUGAAACUCUGCGACAACGUACUCGGUCUUGAGGGUGAGGAGAUUGCCCGACGCCGAGUCGAGGGGUUUGCGAACAAGCUACGACCGGCAGCGUUCGUUGACCCGAUACAAGUCCACUCUGUGAAUCUAGGUGUUGCCGCACCUCGCCUGUCUCACCCACGACACCAGCAUCUUGAUACCCCAUCCUCUGAACAUCAGGUCCAGUUCAGCAUGGACUAUACCGAUACCAUAUCUAUAUCUUUUUCGACUUCUGUGCUCUUCAACUACCCUUUCGCCUCUUUUGCGCGGCUACCGGUCUCGUUAACGAUAUCUCUGUCACUAUUCUCCUCCUCGGUCCUACUGGUCCCUCCAGAACCUGGAGCCGAGCAUCCUACCCUGACGAUCACACUUCCCCCACCGCACACAGAUUUUGUCCUCGAUUUGAAGACCACUUCUCUUAUGGGUAGCCGAGCGAAGCUGGCAGAUGUACCCAAACUACACGAGCUCAUCACUUACCAGAUUCGAAAAGUGAUUACUGACAAGGGUACUUGGAAGGUUGUCUUGCCAGGUCUCAGUAGUGUAAGGGAAGUCAAAGAAGACAUUGAAAAACAGCAGCAUUAUAUGGAAAGCUGAUGGCUGAGUAUCCUGUACUGUAUUCUAUCAUGAAUAAUGUUAUGAUAUGUGCAACAAUACUGUCCUAUGGUUG
Messenger RNA from Somion occarium, 1206 nucleotides. The record is from the annotation of a GenBank genome assembly. Lineage: Eukaryota; Fungi; Basidiomycota; Agaricomycetes; Polyporales; Cerrenaceae.